GAACACGAUCAAAGUGAAAUUAUACUGCAAACAUACUCGAAAUAGACAAAAACGCGAGCCUCCUAUAAUUACUAGGAGUCUUACGUACCAGUCCACUCUUAUUUUCCACGAAAUUACUACCCAUCUCUCUCUCUCUCUCCCCCAAAGCUAAAACAAUCACUUUCACAAAACUCUCUCUCCCUCAAUUAAAAUGAUCACCCAGUAAUACUCUCUUUUCAUCUUUACCCUUUGAUCCCUCACUCCAAAACACACACAUAUAUAGACAAAACACACACAGAGAAUUGAUGGAGCACAAUCAGAGCAGCGAUGAUGAGUACUCUCACAGCGACGAUGAUUACAACUUUAAUGAUGAGCUGCACUUCUCUGAACCCUCUUCAUCUAAUAAGGUGAUCAGGAAAGAAUCUUUGUUGGCUGCACAGAGGGAAGACCUACAAAAGGUAAUGGAUUUGCUGUUUGUGAAAGAACACCAUGCACGGACCAUACUCAUUCAUUAUCGUUGGAAUGUUGAAAAAGUCUUUAUGGUGUUUGUGGAGAAGGGAAAUGAGUUGUAUGCAGAAGCAGGUAUAACAGUAAAGGAGCAUGAUGGACAAUCCUUGUUUCAAAACUCAUCUAAUGUAACAUGUGACAUUUGCAUAGAGGAAGUUUCAGCAAUUGAAACAACGACAAUGGAUUGUGGCCAUUGUUAUUGCAAUAAUUGUUGGACUGAACAUUUCAUUGUGAAAAUAAAUGAGGGCCAGAGUAGACGCGUCAGAUGCAUGGCUGAAAAGUGCAACGAAGUUUGUGAUGAAGGUAAAGUUAAAAGUUUGGUCAGUGCCAGAGAUCCUGUUCUUGCUGAGAAGUUUGACUGCUUCCUCCUACAGUCAUACAUAGAUGAUAAUAAGAAGGUGAAAUGGUGCCCUAGCAUUCCUCAUUGCGGAAAUGCAAUCCGGGUCGAGGAUGAUCAGUACUGUGAGGUUGAAUGUGCAUGUGGCCUGCAAUUUUGCUUCAAUUGUUCAGCUGAAGCACAUUCACCAUGUUCAUGUCUGAUUUGGGAGCUUUGGCACAAGAAAUGUAUGGAUGAAUCGGAGACAGUUAACUGGAUUACAGUCAAUACAAAACCCUGCCCACAUUGUCACAAACCAGUGGAGAAAAAUGGCGGAUGUAAUAGAGUACGAUGUAUCUGCGGACAAGCAUUCUGUUGGAUUUGUGGAUGUGAUUAUGCAUGGCAUGGUACUCAAGGUCACAGUUGUGUUCGAUACAAAGAUGAUUACCAUGCAGUAAAUACUGAACAAGCAAGGACAGAACUUCUGCGCUAUAUUCACUAUCACAAUCGUUUUCAAGCUCAUAUUGACUCUCUAAGAGCUGAAUAUAAGCUGAAAGGAACAACCCGGUAUAAAAUUUCAUUUCUGGAUGCGAAGAAAACAGAUUCUAUGAAUUUUUCGUGGCUAUUUGAUGGCCUUUACAGACUCUCCAGAUCAAGGCGGAUUCUCUCAUAUUCCUAUCCUCUGGGAUAUUACAUGUUUGGUAAUGGACUGCUAAAAGAUGAAAUGCCGAAGAAUAUAAGGAUAAUGAAACAGAACUUGUUUGAGGACCAACAGGAGCAGCUUGAGUUAAUUGUUGAGCAACUCUCUAUGUGUCUGGAACUUCCAUUUCAUGAGUAUCCUGAAUAUAAGUUUGUGGAAACCAAAAUUAAGAUCAUUGAUUUAUCCGGGAUUGCUGACAAGUGCUGCAAACGAUUGUAUGAAUGUAUUGGUAAUGAAUUAUUAGGCGAAUUGCAUCAGGCAGUUCAUAUUAUAGCUCCUUAUAGGGCGUACGGUGUAGAACGUGCAUCCGAGAUUCCCAGUGAAAGCUCUGAUGAAAACGAGAGGUGUGUGGCGAGACCUUGUCAUCCUUCUUCUAGCUCUCAGGACUUGUACGAAGGGAACGGUGGUCCACUAAAGCGUGUGAAAAUAGAUGAAGAAGAGUCAAGAUGGGUCUAGUUAAACAGCUGGACAUCCCUGCAGCAGAAUAAACCUAUCAAUCGCGAGAUGUGUUCUAGUACUGCAUCAGAGUUAACUUACCAAUUGUGGUUUGAAGUUUCAAUGCACAUUUGUCAGCAGUAGUAGACAUCAACAAAUUAGCAACUGUCGACUUGUACAAAUCAAUUUACAGCUAGGGUCUUUUAAUCUCCUUCUACUUGAAUUUGUAAUUUCAGAAUCUGGAUUUCGAAUGUUAGUAGUAAUUAACUAGGAUGUAUUUUGAAGUCGCUAAUGAUUAUGGAUGGAAUUGAACUCGUACUUUAUGCUGCUAAUCAUUUAGUUAUUUGGUCGAUGGAUAAUUAUGGUUCCUUUUUCUCCAA
Messenger RNA from Daucus carota subsp. sativus, 2317 nucleotides. Its product is annotated as probable E3 ubiquitin-protein ligase ARI2. Gene Ontology annotation, molecular function: ubiquitin conjugating enzyme binding; zinc ion binding; ubiquitin protein ligase activity. The transcript has 7 exons. Gene Ontology annotation, biological process: protein polyubiquitination; ubiquitin-dependent protein catabolic process; positive regulation of proteasomal ubiquitin-dependent protein catabolic process. Lineage: Eukaryota; Viridiplantae; Streptophyta; Magnoliopsida; Apiales; Apiaceae. Gene Ontology annotation, cellular component: ubiquitin ligase complex; cytoplasm. The coding region runs from base 285 to 1958 and encodes 557 amino acids. The record is from RefSeq and is a predicted model, not a curated record.